Molecule: messenger RNA, 1051 nt
Organism: Vigna umbellata (rice bean)
Lineage: Eukaryota; Viridiplantae; Streptophyta; Magnoliopsida; Fabales; Fabaceae
Source: RefSeq, a predicted model, not a curated record
GAGUCAAGGAAAGAAAUACUAAGUGGAAUGAACAUCAAUUUUGGAAGAACUCAGAUUUUGCAAUAUUUUUGCAGAAAUUGGGAAUAAAGUUGGAUACUUUUUACUCUGUUAUAAGCCACCCAAAAUAAGAAAAGACCUUGUUGAUUGACUUGUGAAAGCGGGAAAUAAAAUUUUCCACGAGACUUAUUCUACUGGCGUUUGAAGGUGAGUUUCCACAGAGGUUUAAAUUCCACCACUACCACCCACCAGAUUCCCCUCAAAAACCAAACACUCCACUAAGUUACAUCACAACUUAACCGCCACUUUUCAUCAUUCACUCAUCUCUCUCUCUCUCUAACCAUGACAACGUUGGAGAUCACUGUUGUGUCCGCUGAAGGUCUCAACCAACACUCUUCUUACUUCAACCGCAUAAGACCCUUCUUCACUCUCACCAAGCUCCCCGCACAAAUCCUCUACCACUACGACGGAGGAGGAACAGGGGAUCACGUGUUCCGCGUCCCACUCGAUCCAACCUUCUUCUCCGACACGUAUUCCCGCCUCCAUCUCCACCUCUACAACGACCGUCGCUUUGUGGGGCCCACGAUCCUCGGAUGGUGUCUGAUUCCGCCCUCCGACAUUGCCUUCCCACCCUCUCACUCCCUUCGCUACCUCAGUUAUCGGUUACGGGCAAAAGACGGUUCCAAAACCCACCUCAUCCUCAACCUUUCCCUCCGCUUCCAGGGCUCCCUCUACCAAUCCCAUCCCGCCACCUGUCAGUCUGUCAUUGGAAUUCCCGUCACAGCGCUUCGCAAAUUUGGCAGCACCACCGCUGCCGCAACCGCAAGUGAACAAUCCAAUAUGGAAAAGGACUUUUAAUUUUCUUUUCUAGUUUUAGUUUUCCUUUUAAACAAUAAAAAUAAUUAAAAUUGUUGAACACACUUCACUUUGUAAUUCGGUUUUUGAGCUUUUGGAGGUCAAUGUCAAUGUAUCGUAUAUGCCAUCCUGGUGUCCUGAUAUCUAUCUCUUUAUUCUCUUUCAGUUUAUCCACAUUUUUUUUUCCAUUUUAGUCUUU